CAAGCCGGUUUCAUUUUUUAAAGGAAAAUUGCCAAUUUCUACCUAAAACAACUUCAAUGGGCAGUCCCCAAAUCACUGAAAACCCCACAAUAGCUGUUGAUGAGGAUGAAGAAAAUGGAAUUAGCGCAGAGUGUAAGGAGUUGAUUCAUGGUUGUCGCAAGGAGAAAGGUUGGAGAACUUCAUUCCUGUAUGAGUUCCAAGGGUUCUGGUGUCAACCCAAAGAGAUUGAUGCCAUACUUUCUUUUCAGAAACACUACCUGGCAAGAGACUCUGAUGUAAUCCUUGCUACCAUUCCUAAAUCAGGUACAACAUGGAUCAAAUCCUUGACUUUUGCCAUCAUGAACCGUAACAAUGUCCCCGUUUCUGAUGGAAACCAUCCCUUGCUUGCUUCAAACCCUCAUGAUCUAGUACCUUUCUUUGAAUACAAGCUUUAUGCCAACAACCAAAACCCCAACCUCUCCAUUCUUCCCAAGCCUAGAAUUUUUGCCACUCAUAUUCCGUUCAGUUCGUUGUCGGAAUCGAUUAAGAGUUCUGAUUAUCGGAUCGUAUACGUAUGCCGAAACCCUUUGGACACGUUCAUCUCUUCAUGGCAUUACAUCAACCAACUGAGGAGGGAAUCCCGACCUCCGAUCCCAGUAGAAGAAGCUUUCGACAUGUAUUGCAAGGGGGUGAUCGGGUAUGGACCCUUUUGGGAGCAUAUGCUAGGGUAUUGGAAAGAAAGCCAGGAGAGGCCGAGUAAGGUUUUGUUCAUGACAUAUGAGGACAUGAAAGAAGAUGCCAUGUCCCAUGUGAAGAUGUUGGCAAAUUUCUUGGGCCUCCCUUUCUCAGUUGAAGAGGAAAAACAAGGUUUGAUAGAGGAGAUUGUGAAACUAUGUAGCUUCAAGAAAUUGAAAGAUUUGGAGGUCAAUCAAAAUGGGAAAUCAAUUAAGAAUUUUGAAAACAAGCACUUGUUUAGGAAAGGAGAAGUUGGAGAUUGGGUGAAUUAUCUUUCCCCUUCAAUGGUUCACCAAUUGUCCAAAAUUAUGGACGAAAAACUAGGUGAUUUUGGCCUAAAAUUCAAGGUAUGUUCAACUGUACCUUGAUCAACAUGCAGUCGUUUAAUGCAUGGUUGGCCAUUCAUCUCAGUUCCUUUGAAAAUGUUAAAAAUAUCUAGUUUCAAUAAGACUACUUUGUGAGAUCAAUGUUCAAAAUGGUAAUGGGAGUGUGAUGUAAUGUAAUUUUAUGUUUGUAACUUCAAUAAUAAUUUUGUAGUGUGUAGAAGGAGAUAUAAAUAAUAAAAAUUAUCAUUAAU
Gossypium arboreum is the source of this 1291-nucleotide messenger RNA. Its product is annotated as cytosolic sulfotransferase 15-like. The transcript has a single exon. Lineage: Eukaryota; Viridiplantae; Streptophyta; Magnoliopsida; Malvales; Malvaceae. Bases 57 to 1082 code for a protein of 341 amino acids. The record is from RefSeq and is a predicted model, not a curated record. Gene Ontology annotation, biological process: sulfation. Gene Ontology annotation, molecular function: sulfotransferase activity. Gene Ontology annotation, cellular component: cytoplasm.